AUGUCGUCCGAGUCAACGGUAGGCAAGACCAUCGUCUGCAAGGCGGCCAUCGCCUGGGGUGCCGGCCAGCCCCUCAGCUACGAAGACGUCGAGGUCGCGCCUCCCAAGGCUCACGAAGUGCGCAUCAAGAUCUACUACACCGGCGUGUGCCACACCGACGCCUACACCCUCUCGGGCAAGGACCCGGAGGGCGCCUUUCCCGUGAUUCUGGGCCACGAGGGCGCGGGCAUCGUGGAGUCGGUCGGCGAGGGCGUGACCAACGUCAAGCCGGGCGAUCACGUCAUCGCGCUGUACACACCCGAGUGCCGCGAGUGCAAGUUCUGCAAGAGCGGCAAGACCAACCUGUGCGGCAAGAUCCGCGCGACCCAGGGGAAGGGACUGAUGCCCGAUGGGACGACCCGUUUCCGGGCCCGUGGCCAGGAUAUCCUGCAUUUCAUGGGCUGCUCGACUUUCAGCCAGUAUACCGUUGUUGCCGAUAUCUCGGUCGUCGCGGUGCAGCCGAAUGCCCCCAUGGACCGGACCUGCCUGCUGGGCUGCGGUAUUACCACGGGUUAUGGUGCGGCUACCAUUACGGCUAAGGUUGAGAAGGGCAGCAAUGUUGCGGUGUUUGGUGUUGGGUGCGUCGGUCUCAGCGUGAUCCAGGGUGCCGUGAAGAAUGGGGCGGGCCGCAUCAUCGCGGUCGACGUGAACCCGGCGAAGGAGGAGUGGGCUCGCAAGUUUGGUGCGACCGACUUCGUUAACCCGAACCAGCUGCCUGAGGGCAAAACCAUUGUCGACCAGCUGAUUGAGAUGACUGACGGUGGUUGCGACUACACUUUCGACUGCACUGGCAACGUCAAUGUCAUGCGUGCUGCGCUCGAAUCGUGCCAUAAGGGCUGGGGCGAGAGCAUCAUUAUCGGUGUCGCUGCUGCCGGUCAGGAGAUCUCAACGAGGCCAUUCCAGCUCGUCACCGGUCGUGUCUGGAAGGGCAGUGCGUUCGGCGGCGUCAAGGGCCGCACUCAGCUGCCCGGCCUGGUGCAGGAUUACCUUGAUGGCAAGCUCAAGGUCGAUGAGUUCAUCACUCACCGCAUGACUCUCGAGAAGAUCAACGACGCCUUCGAGGUCAUGAAGUCGGGCGAGUGCAUCCGUGCUGUCCUCACCAUGCAGGAUAACUAA
Molecule: messenger RNA, 1155 nt
Organism: Thermochaetoides thermophila DSM 1495
Lineage: Eukaryota; Fungi; Ascomycota; Sordariomycetes; Sordariales; Chaetomiaceae
Product: S-(hydroxymethyl)glutathione dehydrogenase-like protein
Exons: 3
Coding region: 1-1155 (384 amino acids)
Biological process (GO): formaldehyde catabolic process
Cellular component (GO): cytosol
Molecular function (GO): zinc ion binding; S-(hydroxymethyl)glutathione dehydrogenase [NAD(P)+] activity
Source: RefSeq, a predicted model, not a curated record